This is a messenger RNA of Hyalella azteca, 846 nucleotides long. Its product is annotated as autotransporter adhesin SadA-like. The transcript is spliced from 3 exons. Lineage: Eukaryota; Metazoa; Arthropoda; Malacostraca; Amphipoda; Hyalellidae. The record is from RefSeq and is a predicted model, not a curated record. The coding region runs from base 1 to 846 and encodes 281 amino acids.
AUGACUCCACAUUCCGAGGUGACCGUCACUGCGACCGAAGAAGUCAAGCGGCAAAAUAACUUUUUAUCACUACCCCCCUUCACGUCCCCCUGUUAUAAGCCUAAUGGGGGGCAAGCGAGAUGUCGCUGCUAUAACGCUGCAGAUGUGGCUGCUAAUACUGCAGAUGUGGCUGCUAAUGCUGCAGACGUAGCUGCUAACGCUGCAGACAUGGCUGCUAACGCUGCAGAUGUGGCUGCUAAUACUGCAGAUGUGGCUGCUAAUGCUGCAGAUGUGGCUGCUAAUGCUGCAGACGUGGCUGCUAACGCUGCAGACGUGGCUGCUAACGCUGCAGAUGUGGCUGCUGGUGACGUUACAGCUGCUGGUGAUGCUACAGCUGCAGAUGUGGCUGCUAUUGCUGCAGAUGUGGCUGCUGAAGCUUAUCUGCAUAAUGAUGAGGCGGACACCGAUGCAAGCCCUACAGCCCCAGCCCUCACAGCCCUAUCCCUGCCCAGCCCUCACUCCCACAGCACUCACACCCACAGCCCUCACACCCACAGCCCUCACAGCCCCAGCACUCAAACCCACAGCACUCACACCCACAGCACUCACACCCACAGCACUCACACCCACAGCACUCACACCUACAGCACUCACACCCACAGCCCUCACUCCCACAGCACUCACACCCACAGCCCUCACUCCCACAGCACUCACACCCACAGCCCUCACUCCCACAGCCCUCACUCCCACAGCACUCACACCCACAGCUCUCACUCCCACAGCACUCACACCCACAGCACUCUCACCCACAGCACUCACACCCACAGCCCUCACACCCACAGCCCUCACAGUACCAAGGCGCUAUAA